This is a messenger RNA of Mytilus trossulus (common blue mussel), 2565 nucleotides long. Its product is annotated as zinc finger protein 568-like. Gene Ontology annotation, biological process: regulation of gene expression. Gene Ontology annotation, cellular component: nucleus. The record is from RefSeq and is a predicted model, not a curated record. The coding region runs from base 88 to 2211 and encodes 707 amino acids. NCBI's taxonomy places the organism in Eukaryota, Metazoa, Mollusca, Bivalvia, Mytilida, Mytilidae. The transcript is spliced from 5 exons.
CUUUCACUUUCCGGUUUUGAAAAAAAAUCUGCUGCUUCCAAGAUGAUAUUGAGAUUACAUUGAUUAUCAUUAUGCAGAUCCUUUGAAAUGGAUAGUACCUGCCUGAAUCAGGAUGAAACAAAACAACCAGUACGAAAUAUUGAACAAGCCAGUGUGACACCAUUGUUUGCUUCAAAGAAAGAAAACCAUCAAGGACAACAAUUACAAGUGCUUACUAAAGGAAGUGGUUACAAUAGACAUGAACUAGUGUCUUUUGAGACUGAAGAGGACAUAUGGAAAGCUGCUAGUAAAAUGUGUAAGAGAUUGCAGGAUUUGGGGAGAGAAACAGUCAUUAUGUCGGUAAACAAACAAAGGGAGACAACAAGAUGUGAAGCAUCAAUUGGUGGACAGAAUUUCUUGGACAAAAAUCCUAAAUGUUUACAAAAAUUCAAGGAUUUCUGUAUGGCUUCAGACAAUGAAAUAUCACCUAACAAGACUGAUGGACCAGUAAUGUUUAUCAAAACAAAAGAUUGUGAUGGGGAGGAUUCUAAUGUGUCUAAUGGGAGUUCUCACAGAGACAAUCAUUCUGGUAGUACAACUGAAAUAGAUGAGGAACAUAAUGUGGACUUCAAAAGUAAAAAAAAUGAUCUUGUUGAUGGGGUACUGAAUAUAGUGAAAACAAAACUACAGAAAUUUAAUACCAACAAACAGACAAAUAGAAAGAAAUGUUAUGCUUGCGACAUAUGUAACAAAGAAUUUAGUAAGUUAAGUAAUGUGAAGAGACAUAAGAAAGUGCAUGAGUCUUACAGUUGUGUAACAUGUAAUGCUGGCUUCACAGAACUUGACAAAUUACAAAAACACCUUCUAGAACAUAAAGACGAUGAUUCGUCAGAAAUUGGUUCAUCUAAAAAUACCACAGAUGAAAGUCAGAGGCUUAAACAUAAACUAACACAGCAAAAAUCUUAUUCUUGUAGUAUAUGUCGAAAAAAUUUCAAGAAUAGUACAUCAAUAAGAAUCCAUGAGAACCGACACAAAGGGAUAAAACCUUAUAAGUGUAGAGAAUGUGAUAAAUCCUUUAGCUCGUCUGGUAAUCUAAGUGCUCAUAGAAAAAUCCACUCCAAUGACAAAGCUUAUAUGUGUACCGUGUGUGGUAAACAGUACAACCAACACAGUGAAUUUCUUAUUCAUGAACGGAAUCACCGAAAUGAGCGACCUUUCGCUUGUAAGUAUUGUGAUAAAACGUUUAGUCGAUCUGGAUGUUUACAUAAUCAUGAGAGAAUACACACCGGUGUCAAGCCAUAUUUGUGUGGAACUUGUGGUAAAGCAUUCAGUCGAAGUGACCGUUUGCAUAUACACGAACGCUGUCAUAGCGGUGAAAAACCAUUCAUGUGCAAUGUAUGUGGUAAAGUAUACAGUGAUAUGAGUAAUUUAAGGUCACACAAGAAAACACACGAUGGACAACUACACUACUGCAAGUUAUGUGGGAAGGGUUUUGUAUACAAAACUGGUUUGAAUAGACAUGAAAGGGAAAAACAUGAUGUGAAGAUGGAUGAUGAACAGAUCAAUGACGCGGAAGAUUUUGAAACAGAAAUGAUUGAAAGUAUAAAGGAAAUGUAUGAGAAUCAAAAUUUUGAAAAAGGGGACACAAAUGAAAAUGAGAAAGUUGAAGAAUUGAUUAGAGAGGAAAACCUUACUAAAGGGCUGCUAAUGAAAGGAAAUGUAAAAAGUGAUGAAUUAUCGGAAAAAGGAAAUUUGGAAAAAGUGGACACCACCAUUAAAAUAUUUGAGGAAAUUGGUGGAGGAAAAAAUUUUACACAAGUGCCACUAAUUAUUCAUAAUGAACAAAUUAACAUGAUUAAUGAAAAAAGAAAUUCAGAAAAACUGGACAUGAGGACUUUCAAAUGCAAUGACAAAAUAAAUGAAAUUUCAAAACAAGCAAAGUUAGAAAAAAUGAAUAUAAUGAAGAAAAGUGAACAAAUCAAUAAAAUUGCAGAUUCAGCAAAUUUGGAAAAAAAUCGUACUGGGAAAAUAAAUAAACAGAUUAACCAAUUAAAUAAAAGAGCAGCUUUUGAAAAAGAUAAUAUUAUGGAAAGAAAUGAGACCAUGGAGGCUGUUAACGAAGUCAUGAAUUUUGAAAAUCCUGACGAAAGGAGAAAUUUUUAUCAUCAUCUUUAUGGCAGUCUUUUAGCUGGGACAAAUGCUAUGCAUAAUACUUGCACAAUGAAUAGAUAAUACCAUGCUUAAAUAUGUACUCGCAUCCAGAUAUAUGCUCUAAUGUUUGAAUUAUUGAAUGUAUUUAUCUUAAAAGAUUUUUAUUCUAAUAGUGCUUGACAAAUAUAUACUUUAUCAUGUUUAUUAAACAUGUUAAAUAUAAGAAAAAAUAGAAAUAAGGAAGUGUUGUUUAUAUAAAUAUAUAAAUGGGUUUUAGUAAACUUAAGUUCAGUUCAACUAUUUUUAUACUCUUAUUUCAUGUAUUUGGUUAAUGUUUUACUGCCAUUUCACGUAACUAAUAGACCUGCAACGUCAUCACUUGCAGACAUCUAUAUGUAUAUCAUUGACUCCAAGUAAAGUAUAAGGAACAUUGAA